Molecule: messenger RNA, 1308 nt
Organism: Branchiostoma floridae (Florida lancelet)
Lineage: Eukaryota; Metazoa; Chordata; Leptocardii; Amphioxiformes; Branchiostomatidae
Exons: 6
Coding region: 1-777 (258 amino acids)
Biological process (GO): cell-matrix adhesion
Source: RefSeq, a predicted model, not a curated record
AUGGAGCGAAACACGUUCCAACUGGUGCUGGUUACGGAUGGCUGCAAGUCCUUCGUCCUGUUUAACUAUGACCAGAUCCAGUUCCUACAAGGGGGCAGCAGCGGUGGAGAUAGGACUACUGGUGCAGGGCCGAGCCCAGCACAGGUUGGGAUCAACGGGGGAGAUGGAACCCACUACACGAUCCAUCCGUACUCCAGAACCACCAACCUGUACAACCUGCCGACAUGGGCUGACCCGGCCGUGGCAGGGCCUGCUGGACGCUGGUACCGGAGGACUGACCAGGCUCUUAUCGGCAACACCCCAGCUUUAGUCUGCCCACGCAACAGAUACUUCAGGAGGCGCGGUGACAAGUGCCUGCAGUUCUUCCACACUGGAAGAACCUACUCUUAUCCUGAAGCAAAGGCAGUCUGCGCUGACGAGGGGGCGGAACUCUUCAUCAUCCGCAGUCAGGCUGACACCGAGUGGUUAACUGGGUUGCUGGAGCGCUGGAAUAGGCGUACGGGGAAGCUGCGUGAUGUGUGGAUCGGCCUGACGGAUGAAGACACUGAAGGCACGUUCGUGUGGGAGGACGGCACACCCUUCAAUGUAACCGGCUACGCACCCUGGGCUGAAGGUGUCAACGAGCAUAACAACGAGUUCCGGAACUGUGCCUUCAUGAACAAGCGGAAAAGCUGGCUGUGGUACGUUCAAAAAUGUACCGAACCCUGGGAGAAUGACGCCGGACCUAAUAGCCACAUCUGCGCAAAGAACGCAGUCCCCUUACGGCCAGAUUGCUGAACACAAAAGGGAUUUUUUUUUUCACAAUUGCUAAGUUGGCUCUAUGCAACAUGUAACCACCUGAAUAACAAUGUGUUCUUCAAAAAGUUUAGCUGCAUAGGAAGAUAUGAUACUUGCUUAGUUGAAACUAAAUCUCUCUCACGUUUUAUCAGCAUUAUACUUUUAAAUACAUUCCAAAUGAGCAGCUUACGCUUUGACAAGUAUUCACAUAUUUCAAGAAUUAGAUAUUUCCUACUGAAGAAAGUGGUUUGUAUACCGGAGAUGGAUAGAAAGAAAUAUAAGAAUAAAAGUCCUUAAAGACCACUGUUAACGGCUAGUAUCUGUACUUGACGCUGAAAAGCAGCUUACUUGAUACAUUUCAGCACAAUUCAAGAUCGUUUUGAUAGAAUGGUGGUAGUUAUCACGGUCAAAAAUAUUUGAGUAUUGUAUGAUCGUAAGAGCUUGAUAUAAACUGCGGUUAAUAUAACUGGUCGACCGGACGUCACACCUGUAAAACACACAAACACAAAUAAAACAUUUUAACUUACCUUU